AUGAAGUUCUUCGUGCCGCUCGUCGUGGGCACCGUCGCCUUCCUCUCCUCGCAGGUGGACGCCAACGGUGUGUGCUACGACCCCAAUCACGGCACGGGCAUGAGCGCGUCGUCGGUGCAGGCCGACAUGCAGACUAUCGCUGGCCACGGCUUCGACAGCGUGCGCACCUUCAUCUCCAAGUUCGGCAACACGGAACUGGGCCCGAUCAUCGCUGCGGCCGGCCUCAAGGCCAUGCUGGGCGUGCCGUACCCGCAGAGCGACUACCAGGAGCAGAUGGCCGCCGCCAUCAAGGCCGCGCAGGCCGGCGGCGUCUAUGCCAUCAUGGUGGGCAACGAGAACCUUGCGGGUGCCUCGAGCGUCCCGGGCGACAUGAUCAGCGUCAUCCAGCAGAUCAAGUCGCAGGUGCCCAGCGGCGUGCUGGUCGGCACGGUGCAGCGCAACACGGAGGUGAUCAACUACCAGUCCGUCUCGGGCUGGUCGGAGCUCGUCUCGGCCUGCGACCUGCUCGGCGUGAACGCGCACCCGUUCUUCAGCCCCAACACGGUCGCCGACAACGCCAUCCAGGUGCUCAACAACCAGUGGCAGACCAUGGUGGCCACCUUCGGCAGCAAGCUCAUUCUGACCGAGACCGGCUGGCCCUCGAGCGGCUCGCUCAUGGGCAACUUCGGUAGCGUCGAGGGCGCCGAUACGUUCUACAACGCGUACCAGCAGUGGAGCAGCUCCAUGGGCGAGAAGUUCUACUUCCAGAUGUUCGACACGCCCUACCGGAGCGAGGAGUUCGAGAAGACCUUCGGCGUCGUGACGGCCGAUGCGCAGGACAAGUUCGGCAUCUCGGUGCAGGUGUCGGUCUCCGUCGGCCAGACGAACAAGCAGCAGCAGCAACAGACUCCGUCCACGGAGGUUCCCUUUACUGAAGCGCCGACCAACCAGCAGCAGACACCGAGCACUGACGCCCCCGCGCAGCAGCAGCAACAACAAACGCCCAGCACUGACGCCCCAACGUACCAGCAACAGACGCCUAGCACUGACGCCCCAACCUACCAGCAGCAGACGCCUAGCACUGAUGCCCCAACGUAUCAGCAACAGACCCCGGAGACGCAGGCGCCAACGCUUCCUCCUUCGACGGAAGCUCCCACGUUGCCGCCGACGGAGGCCCCGACUGCCGCGCCCACUCCUGAAGCCACGCCGGCGCCAACGGAGACGCCCGCCGUCUACCAGAACUCGGGAUCGGCUGACCACAACACCACCUCGGGAUCGAACGAGGCCCAGAUCGGCUCGGCCUCGACUUCGGGCUCUGUCUCGAACAGCGGCGACGAGGCUGGCAUCGCUGGCAGCAGCUCGAACUCGACUUCGAGCGGUGACGAGGCUGGCGAGGACCAGACGACGACGUCGAAGGCGGGUGAAACCGAGCAGCAGCAGUCCGAGCAAACCCAGCAGCAGAUCUCGGCCCAGCAGCAGGACGAGACGCAGCAGGCCAACACGCAGAGUGACGGCGGCGCCGCCUCGAACACCGUUGUGUUCGGUGUUGCAGGAGCUGCCUGCGCGGCUUUGGUGGCCUUUGGCGUCAUCUACCAGGCUCGCAAGCGUGCCGCCGGUCUCGAGGGCGCUGGAGGCAACCGCGACGGCCUCGCGGUCACGCCGUUGGACAACCGUUGCGCGCUGUAA
Messenger RNA from Phytophthora sojae, 1665 nucleotides. RefSeq names its product glycoside hydrolase family 17-like protein. The record is from RefSeq and is a predicted model, not a curated record. Bases 1 to 1665 code for a protein of 554 amino acids. NCBI's taxonomy places the organism in Eukaryota, Oomycota, Peronosporomycetes, Peronosporales, Peronosporaceae. The transcript has 2 exons.